GUUGUUACCGCAUACAUCAUACAUACGACCUAGCAAAUCAGAACCAGUUUCUAUGAACAGGUUCUGUUCUUUAAUAAAUCAACAAUAAAUUGAAAAAAUGGCGGACGAUGCAGAAAGAAGGCUUCUUGAAGAUCAACUCGAGCUUCAAUUACAAGAACAAAAAGAAUCAAUCGCUGCCCUUGAUGAAGCCCUUGCUUCCGACCCACAUAAUCCUGAAAUCCUUGAGGUGCAUGCAGAGCUUCUUCAAUCUAUCAAAGAUGCCGAAGAGGGUCUAUUUGUUCUCAAACGGGCUAGGUUAUUAAAAGAAGUUGAUAUUCUACAGAUGAAGAAUGACGGUGGUAAUAGGGAGAACCAAGAUCCUAUUGACUCCAAAGAUGUAAAAGUGGAACCAUUGAAGGAAGCUGAAGAUGUGAAUCAAGACAUUCUCGAUUCCAAACAAACAGAAGUGGAAACGCUGAAGGAAUACUCUGUUGGGUCAAAAUGUAGAUUCCGCCACUCUGAUGGACGAUGGUAUGAUGGUUUGAUUGUUUCAAUGGAAGGUCGUAAUGGUGCAAAAGUUUCAUUCCUUACUCCAACAUCGGAGAACCAGUUGAUUUGCAAGUUUUUCUUACAGCAGCGGUGUCGAUUUGGUACCCAGUGCCGCUCGUCCCAUGGCAUUGAUCUUCCUUUAUCCUCGUUGAAAAAAUAUAGUCCUACAACAUGGAAUCAGUCAUUGGUGGGAUCCAAUGUAUGGGCUACCUCUGAUAGUAAAACCGGAAUCUGGCGGGAAGCUGAACUUGAGUCAUGGGAUGAUGAACUCGGGGUGGGCCAGGUUGUUUUUCGAAACGAUGGUAGCUCUUCCAGCGUUGGAAACGAGUCUGUAUCUUUGUCUGAAUAUGCCCAAAUGACUGAUGAAGAUGAUAGUGAUUCAUAUUCAGAGUCAGAUCAAGACGAUCUUGCCGAUUGUGAAAUAGAAGACACUCCUGAAGGUUUAGGAUUUCUUGGGAGCUCAAAUCUUCAAAGAGGCAUACAAACCGAAACUGCCAUUUUUGCAACAUGGGAAAAUCACACCCGGGGUAUAGCUUCUAAGAUGAUGGCUAACAUGGGUUUUCGUGAAGGAAUGGGCUUGGGUGUGAAAGGUCAAGGAAGAGUGGACCCCAUUGCGGUUAAAGUGUUGCCUCCAAAGCAGUCUCUUGAUCAUGCUUUAAAAUCAGCUGAAAAUAAAGAUAAUCAAGAGAAAAAACGAAACAGAGGUGGGAAGAGAAAACGUGAUAAAAAAUUCGCAGCAGCAGCUAAAGCUGCAAAACAACAAGAGGAACCCGAGUCAGAUAUUUUUAGUCUUAUAAACACACAAUUAGCCAAGCAUGAUGAAGCAUUGAAAGUUGGAUCAGUCAAGAAACAACAAAAGAAAGAUUUACAGAUGGGUAAGAAUAGUGACAGACGGGCUCUGGUUGCUUUUGAGGAUGAGGUGAAGGAGUUCCGAGGCAGAGUUCAAAAACUAGAAGAGAUGGUAACUCGAAACAAGAAAGAGAAGGUGGUUUAUGAGGCAGCUCUUAGGAAGCUGAAUGAGACCCGUAAAGCUUUGGCAGAUGUUGAAGCAGCUCAUGCAUCGGCUUCUAAUGCUGUUUCCAGCAAAGAGAAGGAGAAGAGAUGGCUUAAGUUCUAAUGGGAAUUUAACAUUGUUUGUAUCAUUAUUCUUUAAGAAAUAUGAAUGUAAUUUAUUUGCUACAAAUCUACAAUAAGCUACUAGGUUCAUUUCUUCAUGAGAUUUUAGAUUGUUAUUUAUCUACAUAUAGCUGGAGUGGAAAAUGUAGUUAAUACUAAAAAAAUUUAUCUACUGUUCAAGAAGUAAUAUAAAGGCCGAAAAUCUGGUGAGAUCAUAUGUUUAAUAGUUA
Erigeron canadensis is the source of this 1874-nucleotide messenger RNA. RefSeq names its product zinc finger CCCH domain-containing protein 22. The transcript has 4 exons. NCBI's taxonomy places the organism in Eukaryota, Viridiplantae, Streptophyta, Magnoliopsida, Asterales, Asteraceae. The coding region runs from base 98 to 1645 and encodes 515 amino acids. Gene Ontology annotation, molecular function: metal ion binding; nucleic acid binding. The record is from RefSeq and is a predicted model, not a curated record.